Musa acuminata AAA Group (dessert banana) is the source of this 1872-nucleotide messenger RNA. RefSeq names its product phosphatidylinositol 4-kinase gamma 4-like. Lineage: Eukaryota; Viridiplantae; Streptophyta; Magnoliopsida; Zingiberales; Musaceae. Gene Ontology annotation, molecular function: protein binding. The transcript is spliced from 2 exons. The record is from RefSeq and is a predicted model, not a curated record. The coding region runs from base 75 to 1796 and encodes 573 amino acids.
AGUUGAAGAUGAAUUGUAGCUUCUGAGGAACCAGGCGGUUGUUUUGCUCCUUCCUUGUCUGUUAGGGCACGACGAUGUCGUCGUCCGCGCUCGUAGCUAAUCCCACCCUGGAAGAUUCAGCGCUCUCCCCAGUCAGUUUCGAAGGCAGCCGACGCCCGCAUUGCUCGCCGGAGGCAAUCCUGAUCUACCUCACCGUCCCGGGGUCGCCGGUGAUCCCUAUGAAGGUGUUGGAGUCGGAUUCGAUCGCCUCCGUGAAGCUUCGAAUCCAGAGCUUCAAGGGUUUUGUUGCCGGGAAACAGACUCUGAUGUCUAAUGGCAGGGAGUUGGCACGGAAUGAUAGCCUGGUGAGGGACUACGGCUUGAGCGAUGGGAAUGUCCUGCAACUUGAAACUAGACUCUCCGAUCUCCGAUCUAUCACUAUAAAGACCACCUGCGGCAAGAAGUAUGAGUUCCAAGUGGAAUCGCGCCGCAACAUUGGGUAUGUUAAACGGCAGGUUGCCGAGGGUGGUUGGGCCUUGGGCAAUCUCGAGGAUCAUAAGCUGGUGUGUGAUGGUGAGGAGAUCGGUGACGAUCAGAUUAUCGAUGACAUCUGCAAGAACAAUGACGCUGUGUUCCAUUUGGUGAUCCCCCAAUCAGCAAAGGUUAGAUCCAAACCUGUUGAGAAGGACAACGAGCUGGUCGUGGUUGCAUCUGAUUGGAAGAAAAAGAAGGGGAUCGAUGAUCUUCAAAUGGUUGCUGGGAAGCCACGGCAUAGAUAUUGUUGGAUUCAGCAGAACAUUAUCGAUCCGAAAGUUGAACACUCUCCGGCGAUCAUGGAACUGGUCCGAUCGACCUCUGCAGGGCUGGAGAAGGGGAACCCACCGAUUCUGUCUACGGAAGGCUGUGGGGGAGUUUACUUCAUGCAGGAUGCCCUGGGUCACAGGUGCAUUGGUGUGUUCAAGCCAAUCGACGAGGAACCCAUGGCUGAGAACAAUCCUCGAGGGCUUCAGUUGUCGACAAAUGGUGAGGGAAUGAAGAGGGGGACGCGUGUUGGAGAGGGAGCAAUGAGAGAGGUCGCAGCAUAUGUACUGGACCACCCUUUGGGCGGACGACGCAUAUCCGAGGAAGCUGGGUUUGCUGGUGUUCCACCGACGGUCAUGGUGGGGUGCUUGAACCGUGGUUUCCAUCGUUCCGCGGAGGAUAACGGUGCGGGAAAGACGGUUAAGGUUGGAUCCUUACAGAUGUUUGUGGAGAACUGUGGAAGCUGCGAGGAUAUGGGACCUCAAGCAUUCCCGGUUGGGGAGGUACAGAAGAUAGCCGUGUUGGAUAUACGGUUGGCGAAUGCUGAUCGCCAUGCUGGGAAUAUAUUGGUCUGCAAGGAUAACAAAGGCCGGAUAAUGCUGGCUCCCAUUGAUCAUGCAUACUGCUUACCUGACAGGUUUGAAGAUUGUACCUUUGAUUGGCUCUAUUGGCGCCAAGCUCGGCAGCAUUUCAGUGGUGAAACCAUUGCUUACAUCAAAUCACUAGAUGCUGAAGAAGAUAUUGCACUUCUCAGAAGCUAUGGGUGGGAACUGUCACCUGAAAGCUCUCGCACUCUUCGUAUCUCAACCAUGCUUUUGAAGAAGGGCGUACAAAGAGGGCUGACUCCCUACGACAUCGGAAGCAUCAUGUGCAGGGUAACCACCGAGAGGGAAUCAAAAAUUGAGGAGAUCAUCCGUGAGGCGGGGAAUGCUAUCCUGCCACGCUCUCGUGAAACUGCAUUUCUGGAGUGUGUCUCUGAGAUCAUGGAUCGUCACCUCGACAAACUUUUAUCAUAGGAUAACUGAUUACUGUUCCAUAUCUAUUGUAAUCAGAUGUAAGACUAUUAACAGCCUAUUUAGACUAUCAUAGGAU